AUGGCCCCAGUGAACUUCACAAGAGUUACAGGUUUUCUUCUUUUGGGACUUUCUGAGGAACCCAAAUUGCAGCCACACAUAUUUGGGCUUUUCCUCUCCAUGUACCUCCUCACGGUGCUGGGAAACCUGCUCCUCAUUGUGGCCGUCAGCUCCGACUCCCGCCUCCACACCCCCAUGUACUUCUUCCUCUCCAACCUAUCUUUUGUAGACAUCUGUUUCACCUCCACCAUCAUCCCAAAGAUGUUGCAGAACAUCCAGACUCAGAGCAAAGCCAUAACCUAUGAAGGCUGCAUCACCCAGAUGUAUUUUUUCAUACUCUUUACAGGGCUGGAUGACUUCAUCCUGACCGUGAUGGCCUAUGACCGCUUCGUGGCCAUCUGCCACCCUCUUCACUACACGGUCAUCAUGAACUCCCGGCUCUGUGGGCUGCUGGUCCUGGUGUCCUGGGCCAUCAGUCACCUGCACUCUUUGUUAGAAAGCUUAAUGGUGUUACGGUUAUCUUUUUGCACAGACUUGGAAAUUCCUCACUUUUUCUGUGAACUCAAGCAGAUGGUCCAACUUGCCUGUUCUGAUACCUUUCUAAAUAACAUGGUGAUGUAUUGUUCAGCUGUGCUCCUGGCUGGGGGACCUCUUAUUGGGAUCCUAUAUUCUUAUUCUAAGAUAGUUUCCUCCAUACGAAGAAUCUCAUCAGCUAAAGGGAAGUAUAAAGCAUUUUCCACCUGUGCCUCCCACCUCUCAGUUGUCUCCUUAUUUUAUUGUACACUCCUCGGUGUUUAUCUUAUCUCUGCUGCUUCCCAAAAUGCACAGUCUAGUGCAAUACCCUCAGUGAUGUACACCGUGGUCACACCCAUGCUGAACCCCUUCAUCUACAGUCUGAGGAACAAAGACAUCAAGGGGGCUCUGAGAAGACUCUUUGGGAAGGCAGCUUAA
Molecule: messenger RNA, 930 nt
Organism: Condylura cristata (star-nosed mole)
Lineage: Eukaryota; Metazoa; Chordata; Mammalia; Eulipotyphla; Talpidae
Product: olfactory receptor-like protein OLF4
Exons: 1
Coding region: 1-930 (309 amino acids)
Biological process (GO): G protein-coupled receptor signaling pathway
Cellular component (GO): membrane
Molecular function (GO): G protein-coupled receptor activity; olfactory receptor activity
Source: RefSeq, a predicted model, not a curated record